CUCCAUUUGGCAUAGUCUGCACCUUUGGAGCAAUACCGAAUAAUACAACGCAUUAAUUUUAAUAUACGCACUCGUCCAAAGUGCUAAUCCCCACCGAGACGUGAAAAUAAAAUUCGGAAAAAGUGAUUAAUCUGUCACAAAAAUUCCCAGUGAUUCAAAAACGCCGGAGAGUCAUCCCCAAGUCACAACUACGAUGAUAACCACACACACGGAUAUUUGUUAAAUGUGUUAAAUUUGUUUUGAUGGAUGUGUGAAGUCGUGAGGGAGUCGUCCAGUUUAGUCGCUGAAGUGUUUGGGAGACGCAUUGAGGUGUAUUGAAGUGGAGACGCAACGAUGAGCGUCGUGGCGUCUGGUAGUCAACAAGUCGUGAAGGAAGGAUGGCUGCAGAAGAGAGGGGAACACAUUAAGAACUGGAGAUCGAGGUAUUUUGUGCUGAGGGACGAUGGCACUCUUGUGGGAUUCAAAUCUAAACCAGAUCAACAAAUGGCAGCUACAGCACAACCCCUUAAUAAUUUUACUGUCCGGGGGUGUCAGAUAAUGUCUGUCGAUCGGCCAAAACCGUUUACUUUUGUUAUCCGGGGUUUGCAGUGGACUACAGUGAUCGAGAGGACUUUUCACGUGGAGACUGAGAAGGAGAGAGAGGACUGGGUAGCUGCCAUCAGAUAUGUAGCUGACAGAUUAGCUACCGAAGAGCAACAUCUUCAGCAGCCCUCGAUGCAGAUAUCAUCCUCAUCGGAAGAUGUGGAAAUGGAAACGACUGGGAGAUCAGACUCAGGCAGUUCUCUUGGUAUUAUUUCACCUGAUGGCGAUGGGAGUAUUGACGAGCUGUCAGCGAAAUUCAGUGUCCAAGGUACAUCGAGUAGUAAAUCCAGUGGAAAGAAAAAAGUCACUCUAGAGAAUUUUGAAUUUUUGAAAGUCCUGGGUAAAGGCACUUUUGGAAAAGUCAUUUUAUGCCGUGAAAAAGCUACAGGUCAUUUGUACGCCAUCAAAAUACUGAGGAAGGAGGUGAUCAUCAGGAAAGACGAGGUUGCCCACACAUUGACGGAAAAUCGAGUGCUACGUACAACCAGUCAUCCUUUUUUAAUAUCUCUCAAAUAUAGUUUUCAAACGGCAGAUCGAUUGUGUUUUGUCAUGGAAUAUGUCAACGGUGGAGAGUUGUUUUUCCAUUUGAGUCGAUCACGAGUAUUCGGUGAGGACAGAACGAGAUUCUAUGGGGCUGAAAUUAUAUCGGCUCUUGGGUAUCUUCACUCCCAGGGAAUUAUUUAUCGUGAUCUCAAGCUGGAGAAUUUGCUCCUCGAUAAAGAUGGGCACAUUAAAAUUGCUGACUUUGGACUGUGCAAGGAGGACAUCACCUAUGGAAGAACAACGAAAACAUUCUGUGGGACACCGGAGUAUCUCGCACCGGAAGUGCUCGAGGAUAACGAUUAUGGACGAGCUGUUGACUGGUGGGGUGUCGGUGUUGUUAUGUACGAGAUGAUGUGCGGACGUCUUCCAUUUUACAAUCGUGAUCACGAAAAAUUAUUCACACUUAUUCUCCUGGAGGAGGUGAAAUUCCCAAGGACUAUCUCACAUGAGGCGAAGGAUCUGCUGGGUGGACUAUUGAUCAAGGAUCCAAGCAGGAGAUUAGGUGGUGGACCGAACGACGCCAAGGACAUAAUGUGUCAUGCAUUUUUCUCCUCAAUCGACUGGUCAGAUCUAGUCCAGAAGAAGAUAGCUCCACCCUUCAAGCCUCAAGUCACCUCUGAAACUGAUACUCGAUAUUUCGACAGUGAAUUUACAGGUGAAAGUGUUGAACUUACUCCCCCCGAUCAAGGAUGCUUAGGUAGUGCUGGUGGUUUGAAUUCGAUUGCCGAAGAGCAAGAACAUUUCCCCCAAUUUUCUUAUCAAGAGAGUCAUUCGGCUGCUACAUCUUCCAUUUCAGUGUCGAUUAUACACUGACAUUGUCAGGAUUGUUUCAGGAUCAGAGAGAAUGAGAUAACGAACUCACGAGUGUCGCUAUCGUUUGCAUGUUUUAUGGUUAUUUAAAAUCUAUUCGGUUAUCGAGGUGAUUAUGUUGUUGUAUGUCCGUAAUUAUUGUAUCUUGGUUGGGAUGAAUCAAUUCGAAAUUUAAGCGAAUUAUAAUUGUAAAAUAAUGAAUUUUGCGAGGGGCUGGAUCGACAGCCACUCUCGUGCAUUUUUUGUUUUCCUAUUUUGUGGUAUCAAUUAUCCAUGUGUCGAGUGAAAUUCGAGAGGAUGGGCUGGAUUAUAACCAUAGAAAAUUGA
Fopius arisanus is the source of this 2262-nucleotide messenger RNA. RefSeq names its product Akt kinase (gene Akt). Lineage: Eukaryota; Metazoa; Arthropoda; Insecta; Hymenoptera; Braconidae. Gene Ontology annotation, molecular function: protein serine/threonine kinase activity; ATP binding. The transcript is spliced from 5 exons. The record is from RefSeq and is a predicted model, not a curated record. Gene Ontology annotation, biological process: protein phosphorylation. The coding region runs from base 334 to 1938 and encodes 534 amino acids. Gene Ontology annotation, cellular component: cytoplasm; nucleus.